ACAGGCAUAUGAAUGUGAUCAGUGUGAUGAAGUCUUUGUACGUAUUGGCCUAUUGAUGAGUCAUCGUAGGGGACACCAUCGUCAAAAUUUAUCUUGCACAGAUUGCGAUGCAAAGUUCUCUCACUAUAAUAGCUAUAGGAUUCAUUUACGAAGCCAUAAAGGAGAUAAGCCUCAUAAAUGUGUAGAUUGUGAUAUGGCUUUUGUGCAGCAAUGCCAUUUGCAUAUUCACCGUAGAACACACACUGGAGAGAAACCAUUUAUGUGUGAAAUUUGUCAACAAGGAUUUAAGCAGAUGUCUCACUUAACAACACAUAUGAGGAUCCACACUCAAGAUAAGCCUUAUGUAUGCUCACUAUGCAAUGCCUCUUUCUCUCAGACCAGUAGUUUAAAACGGCACAAAAGACGACACACAGGAGAGAAGCCUUUUAAAUGUGACGUAUGCGGUGCACUCUUUGUUGAGAGAAGGAAUCUUGUAAGACAUCAGCUAACACACACUGGGGAAAAACCAUACAAAUGUGAACAAUGCCCAGCAUCUUUUACGCAGAUGAUUGAUUUGAAGCGUCAUCAAAUGGCACAUUCAGGUCUGAAGCCUUUUAAAUGUGAUAUAUGUGAAGCAGCAUUUAGUCGCAAGAACAAUCUCCAGUGGCACAAACUGACUCAUGAAGGAGAUACCCCAUACAGAUGUGAGAAAUGCAAUGCUGGUUUUAGUCUCCAAAGGGACAUGAAGGCUCACAUGAGAACACAUACUGGAUCCAAACCAUUUAGUUGUGAUAAGUGCGAGUCAACUUUCGCUCAGUUUAGUACACUUAAGCGUCACAGACAGAGCCACACAGGAGAAAGACAUUUUGUGUGCUCAAAGUGUAAUGGAGCCUUUAAGGACAAAAGUGCUUUGAAAAGGCAUCAGCUUAGACAUGAAGGAGUUAGACCUUAUGCUUGUCAGAAAUGUGACUCGACUUUUAUUGAGUACCGUAAUCUGAAAAGGCACAAAGUAACAGUUCAUGGUGAAGAGCGAUUUGAAGGUGGUGAUGUUAUGAUGGAACCCAAAGAAAGUGAGAACAUUCAAAACAUUCCACCUCCCAAGAAAAGGAUUGGAAAGCAUGACAGUGAUGAAACACUGAAUGAAAUGUAUGAUUCAAACUAUGCAUCAGCUUCUGUUGUACAGCCACAAGAAACAGGCCAUCAGCAACAACAGCAUGUCAAUGAAGUUGUCUCCUUGCCACCAUUGACACCUCUCCCACAAAGUCAGCCUCAGGUACAUACAACUACUACCUUACCUACUCACACACAAACUCCUAUGGUUAAUGAGAUUGUCACUAUUCCUGCCCAAGCUCCAGGGCAAAUGCCAACACUAAUGCUCACUCAGCAUGGCCAACCCCCUCGACCAGGGAGACCAGCUAACAACUGUCAGAAUUAUCAGUCACAUGUGCUGACAUAUGUGGAAGGGAGUUUUGGUCAGUGGCAUUCAUGGUGCUUUUGUGAGACUCCAAACAUUCCUAAUGGUUCACAGAAUAUGAUUGAUGGCACAACAACAACUGUAGCGACUCACCCUCCUGCUUCCACUGCUCUAUCUGCAGCUCCACUACCCCAGCAUCAGCAAGUAACAUACACAGAACUCCAGCAACCACAAACACAACAAAACCAAGAUGCUGUGGCUGUUCAAGAGGUGACUCAGACAGAAUAUCAUCAAACUCCACAGUAUCACACUAACUACCCGCAACCAAUCCAUCAUUAUGAAGAAAGCCAUCACCAAGACCCACUAGACCAAAUAAGCCAUCAUCAACAACACCAUCAACCAUCUCAUCAUCAGCAGCUUCAUCAAUCACAUUCUCACCAGGGCGACAGUAAGAUAAGUUCCGAACCUCAGGUAUUUGCUAUACCAGGCAUUCAGCAAGACCAACAAGACCAACAGCAGCAGCAACAACAGCAGCAGCAACAACAGCAGCAGCAGCAGCAGCAGCAGCAGCAGCAACAACAACAACAACAACAACAACAACAACAACAACAACAACAGCAACACCCACAGCCACAUCAACAUCAACAUCAACAGCAACAGCAACAGCAACACCCACAGCCACAUCAGCAGCAGCAGCAACCACCACAAGACCAGCAGCAGCAAGAAUCCCAGCAUCACCAAGAACAUCAGCAACAGCAGCAUCACCAACACCACCACCAUCACCAAGAGCCACAACAAUUGCAGCCACAACCUGAUCAACAUCAAGACUUAUCAGAACCUCAGGCUGAUCCUCAAGUGACUUUCCAGUACAGUUUAACAGUGAAUAAUCCUGCUACUGGGGAUAUCCAAAUCCAGAGUGAAGCAUUUCCAGCCAACCCUCCUGACACACCUCCUAUCAAGAAGAGGCGUCUUGCUAAAACUCAGCAGGAGCCACAUGAAGUGCGGAUAUAUACUUGCGCUUCUUGCCCAAGACAAUUUACUAGAAUAAAUCACUUGAUUAUUCACCAGCGAAGGCAUACAGGAGAAAAACCAUACCAGUGUGGUGUGUGUCUACAAUCAUUUACACAUAAAAAUAGUCUUACAAUUCAUAUGAGAGGUCAUACAGGGGAGAGGCCAUAUAAAUGUGCAACUUGUGGGUCAUCAUUCACUCAGAAGAGCAAUUUGCGUGUACAUAAUCGAACCCACACUGGUGAAAAACCAUUCAAAUGUGACAUGUGCGAAGCUUCAUUCAGUCAGGGUAGUCAUUUGACUGCUCACAAACGAAUUCAUAAUAACGAACGGCCAUAUGCAUGUGACAGCUGCCAACAAAUGUUUACACAGCGUAGUGCUCUGAAACGGCAUAUAAUGACACAUACAGGUGACAAACCACACAAGUGUGAGGAGUGUAGUGCCAAAUUUUCACAGAAAGAUGACUUAAGAAGACACUUAAAGGUUCAUUCUGGAGAAAAGCCAAUCACGUGCUCUUACAAGCAUUGCAAUAUGAAUUUCACAGAUAGAACUGGUCUGACAAGACACAUAAAAUCAGUACAUUAUGAUAAACCAGAGUUAGCAGGAGAUGGAAAGAAAAAGAAAAGAAAGAAAUCAGGAUCAAAACCAGCCCCAAAUUCAAGUAAACCAGCCCCAAAUCCAAGUAAUAGUCCAAAACCUGUGAAAGGAGGAAAAGUUAAGGCCUCAACAGUAGAGCCAACUAGGAUAAGUAGACGUCUGCGAGAAGCAGCUGAAAAGAAAAAGGUUAAACCAGAGCAUCCUGAUUUUAUCAUGGGUGAUUUUAUAGAUGUGGAUGUAGCGAUCAGUGAUGUGAAACCAGCAGCUCGCCAGAAAUCACCAAAGAAGAUAGCUGAUAAGUCUCAGGAAAGUAAACAAACUGAAAAGGCAAGAAUGGAGUCGUGGUGCUUUUGUGAGGUACCUCAUGGCCCAGAUGAACCUCAUAAUCAUGCUGGAGUUGAAACUAAAGCAAUGAGUGAUUUAACUGCCAAUAUUGUUAAUAAUGAUAAGGGAUGUACAUCAAAGAUAAAUGACAGUGAUACUAACACAGAUCUAGUUGCAAGUGCUCAUGCCACUGGUGCAACCUCCCUGCUUCAAUUAUCAAUGGAACACGUGGCUCAUGGUUCCAUUCCUCCUAGUACUAUUAGUGAGGGCCUGCAAGAAGCCACUGGUGCUGUAACCAUUGAUGCUUCAUCUUUAGUAGUUCCUCAGAUGGAAGGAGGACCACAAAAUGUUGUUGGGUCUAGCAGUCAACCAGUAGUUGCUUCAGCCACCCAAGCUUCUCCGUCAGUUGGGCAGAGUGUAGUGGGUGGCCAUGUGGUUACUGCCAUAAGCCAACAUGGUGCCCAAGGAAGUGGGCGAUUAGUUAGUCAGCCGAUGAUUAGUGGGCAAGUUGUCACCGCCGGUCAACUGGUUGGCACUAGUCAGUUGAUGACACCAGAGGGUACAAUCUACAUUGAGGCCAGUGAAAUGUUAAGCAAUGGAGCAGUUGUAAUAAACCCUGGCCAAGGGGCCUAUAUCAGCUAUGAUCAGAUUACAAUUGGAGCAGAUGGUCAGGUUCUUAGUGUGCCAGUUGGUGGUUCCACAGGAGAAACACUAAUGAUCCAACCUGCUGCAGGCUCUGAUGUUACUUCAGGUACAGGCACUAUUACCUACACGACAACACAGCUAACAGAGCCUAAUGCUGCCCAACCCAUCCAGUACACAGCUCUAAGUAAUGAUGUCAUUAAUCUCUUAUCACAUGUGGACUCAAGCAAAGAAAGUACCAGUUCUGAUCUGACAGCAGAGAAGGGAGUAACAGUUAUUGCCAAACCCUUAGAUUGUUCAGUAUGUGCUAAGUCCUUUGCACAAAAGCGUACCUUAUGGACUCAUAUGUUGGAAGCUCACCCAGAUUUACAUUGUUGUUCAGAAUGUUGUGCAGCAUUUACCUCGCCUGAAUAUCUUAAUCAGCAUAAGGCCCAACACCAGAAACUGCACGUGUGUUCAAGAUGUGGAAUGGCAUUCACAAAUAAAUCAUCAUUAAACAGACAUAGACAGCAGAUGCAUACCGGAGCUGCUGUUGCAGUGGAAGACAAAGUUUUUGGUUGUGGAUCAUGUGAUGCCAGGUUCCACCAACAGUGUGACCUGCGAAGACACGUGCUAGGACAUACUGGUGAAAAGCCUUACAGAUG
Messenger RNA from Penaeus vannamei (Pacific white shrimp), 4608 nucleotides. NCBI's taxonomy places the organism in Eukaryota, Metazoa, Arthropoda, Malacostraca, Decapoda, Penaeidae. The record is from RefSeq and is a predicted model, not a curated record.